UGAUGUCAGACACUGUGCGCCGGGAGCUGUCAGCUCUGCGCUGCUGAAGCUUCCGCGACAGGCAGAUAUAGAAGCAGACUAUUACCCCUGUAAUAAACAACAAAGGGAGCGCAAUCAUGGACAGCGAUGAUGACAACAUGGAAGAAGUGGUGGAAGGACCACUGGAUGAGGAUGACCAACCUCAUGGUUUCUGCACUGUGACUUACUCCUCCAGCGACAGAUUUGAGGGACACUUUGUUCACGGGGAGAAAAAUGGAAAAGGAAAAUUCUUCUUUUUUGAUGGCAGUACGCUAGAGGGUUUCUAUGUGGAUGAUGCUUUGCAGGGCCAGGGCGUUUAUACUUAUGAGGAUGGGGGAGCAUUGCAUGGGACUUAUGUAGAUGGCGAGCUCAAUGGACUUGCUCAAGAGUUCAAUCCAGAAGGUCAACUUGUCUUCCGGGGACAGUACAAGGACAACAUUCGCCAUGGCGUGUGCUGGGUCUACUACCCGGAUGGUGCCUGUGUGGUUGGGGAAGUAAAUGAAGAUGGAGAGAUGACAGGAAAGUCGGUGGCUUAUGUUUAUCCUGAUGGGCGUACGGCUCUGUGUGGCUCCUUUGUUGAUGGAGAACUGAUCGAGGCCCGACUUGCCACUCUUACCACCCAAGACAACGGUCGACCACACUUCACUGUUGAUCCAGAUAGUCCUGUUUACUGCUACGAUAAAUCCACCUCGUCAUGUAUCGCUGGUCAUAAACUGUUGCCUGACCCCUACGAAAGUCAACGUGUGUAUGUUGGACAGUCACUUAUUUCCGGAGCUGGAGAAGGGCUGUUUGCAAAAAAUGAAGCUGAGGCUAACACAGUGAUGGCUUUUUACAAUGGUGUCCGCAUUACACAUACAGAGGUGGACAGUCGUGACUGGUCCCUGAACGGGAACACUAUUUCUUUGGAUGAGGACACUGUGAUUGAUGUACCGGAGCCUUUCAAUUUGACUGAGAAUUACUGUGCAUCUCUAGGUCACAAGGCCAAUCACUCCUUCACUCCCAAUUGCAAAUAUGAUCCGUACGUCCAUCCUCGUUUUGGGCAAAUAAAAUGCAUCCGAACAAUCCGUGCUGUGGAGAAAGAUGAAGAACUCACCGUUGCUUACGGUUAUGACCAUGAGCCAUCAGGGAAGUCUGGUCCAGAGGCACCAGAAUGGUACACAAAGCAAUUGCUGGAGUUUCAGCAGAGGGAAUCUGGAAAAGGUGCUGACGAGACCUGCUAAGACCCUCACCACUGCUCGCCACCGAAAAAAAACAUUAUCUCCCAUCCCAGCCUAUAACUACCACCAAAACUCUCUAACUUUAUUCUUCAACCUUGCAGCUAACACUAACAAGUAAUCACUCUUCUGAACAGUUUUCUGUCAUCCUCAUCAGUUUACAAGGAUUGUAACUGUGAAAUCCUCGCUCAGAUGACUGAGCAAGCUGCAAAAUUCUAUGGUUCUACAAUUUGGAAGGACUAAUAUGUGUGUCGGUGACUGAUUUGGUUGCACUAUGAGAAUUCAGAGACUGAAAAAGAGCAAGUGAUUUAAAAGGCAUUUUGACUGAAAUCCGAGAAGUGGAAGGGAGUUUGAAAGUGUUAAAGACCGUUGUCACUAUUUCUUUAGGUUUAUGACUUCUAUACCACAACUUGUGAUAACUAUGCAGUAUUAAACCAGUAUAGUGUCUUUUGCUGCUCUGCUCAUGUUUCCCCUGAAAACUUAAAAUAUAGAUAUUUUUUAUGUUGGUAUUACCAACAAUUAUUCUUGUAAUUUCUUGUCUCCUUGUGCAUGUGCAAACAGUUACAGUUACAUUUAAAUAGGCUCUUGUAGUCUUAAAGUACAGUAUUACACAGACAAACCUAUUUGUUUUUUUAUUUGUGAUAUUUUUUUAAAAAUGGAAUAUCAUUAAGAGAAAGUUAAGUGAGGUGUUCCUUAUAUGUGGGGAAAAGACUGAACAGAAUGUAAAGCAUUUGAGAAUAAGGCACAAGGUUAAGAGAAAUCUUUCUACUGAAUUGAAAUGAACUUCAGCCUUUGAUACGCAAACGCUAUCAACAAAGAUUUAUCAAUAAAAACUCCGGCAUAG
Labeo rohita (rohu) is the source of this 2076-nucleotide messenger RNA. RefSeq names its product SET domain containing 7, histone lysine methyltransferase (gene setd7). Bases 117 to 1238 code for a protein of 373 amino acids. Gene Ontology annotation, biological process: regulation of DNA-templated transcription. The transcript has 8 exons. The record is from RefSeq and is a predicted model, not a curated record. Gene Ontology annotation, molecular function: protein binding; histone H3K4 monomethyltransferase activity. Gene Ontology annotation, cellular component: chromosome. NCBI's taxonomy places the organism in Eukaryota, Metazoa, Chordata, Actinopteri, Cypriniformes, Cyprinidae.